UAAAAGACUUGCUUAUACAUGAAUGGCUCUUACAUGAUUAUGGUUGAGAAUAAUAGUGGUUGAGCUAAGUUGAGAACAAUAGUGCGUACAAUCUUAUGACAAUUGCAUUUAUACUUUCUAGUAACAUCAACAAAACUUAACUGAUUCUUAUAGAUUCUCAAAAAAAAAAAAAACGGUUUAAAUUUUGAACAGAAAUAUGCAAACUCGGACUGACUCCAAAAAUGUGUGUGAAGUUUCAUCGAGAGCGUCAUCAGAUGGUCAAAACAUAUUAGUGAGACUGCGAAAGGAUUCUUUGUUUCGUAAGAAAAUGCUUCUUACUAUGGCAGUUUGCUGGACAUACGUGAUCUUAGGAUGGGUGAUUUUACAAAUCGGGACAGCCCUUCCAGAUCUUCGGCAAAUGUUGGACAUAAAUCUUGAAACUGCUUCGUGGAUAUUUUCAACUUGGUCAAUAGGUUACAUGGCUGGAUCGUUAGUUUGUGGCGUGCUGUAUGACAAAAUAAAUCGCUUGUUCCUGAUGUUUUUUUGCUCAGCCGGGACUUCGGUGUGUAGUAUUUGCCUGCCACAGUUUAAAUCAUUUACUAUGACAAUUGUUUUCCGGGCGCUGACAGGAGUUUUCUGUGGCGGACUCGACACGGGUGCAAAUACUAUAAUUCCAUCGACAUGGGGAUCAGAUGCUGGACCCGCUAUGCAGGCUUUAUAUUUGUGUUACAGCAUCGGUGGUAUUGCUUCCCCUCUUGCAACAGAACCGUUUAUGUCCCCCAAACUAAAGAAAGAGCCAGCUAAAAAUGACGGCCUAACAUUUGUGACAAAAACGUAUGAGGAAAAUAACACAGCUUAUUCCAAAAUAAACAUUUUUGAACAAUAUGAUGAAAAUGUAACUUACUUCAGAAACUAUUCCGAACAAGUCGAGGGGAUUAAUGACGUUUUACCAUUAGCUAAAGCAAAUGUCACAUCAGUUCAACUUAAUGAUAUGUCUGUAGAUACACUGUAUAACGGGAAUAUACAUAAAGCAUUCAUUUUAACAUCCAUAUUAGUAUUUAGUUCAGCCAUUUUUUUCUUAAUUAUGCUUGUAAUAGGGGGCUACGACCACAGGAUAACGUCAAGCACCACUCCUUGCGAUAAUCCGCAAGAGGAAAGUGAUCCCCUACAAGAAAAAUCUGACGUUUUGGUAAAAACACAUAGAAAUGAGAUCGUAGGUAGCCGUAAAUAUCUGGUUCUGGCAUUUGUUGCAGGUAUCAAUUUGGUGUAUAGUGCCACAGAAGAUGGUCUAGGAGAUUUUCUCGUCACAUUUUCUUUAAACUAUCUUGAAUGGGAGAAUUCCUCGUCUGUUAGAUUGGUAUCUCUCUACUGGGGUAUAAAUUGCAUUGGCGGCCUUGGAGGGGUCUUCCUGGCUAAAAAAAUUCGGCCGACAAAGUUACUUUUUCUUGCACACUUGCUUUGGAUAGCUUCUUUCCUCGUGGCUUUACUUGCUAGCUUGUAUAGAAUAGACAUUUUGCUGACGAUAUUUGUUUCGGGCUCCGGCUUAUUCAUGACACUAAUUAUACCCGCUGUUAUAUCAUGGACAGAGGAGAAUGUAUGCCGUAUUACAGGGCGUAUAUCUUCCUUGUUUAUGAUUGCAACAGGCUGUGGCAUUGCUGCAAAUCCAAUGUUCAUAGGAUAUAUGAUGGAACAAUAUACCUAUGUUUCUUUCCUUUUCAUUCUUUUCUUUGAGUCUACACUCUGCUUUUUGUUUUACAUAUCAGCAUUCAUCUCUCGGUAUCUCAAAAACGGAAAAGAUACUAGUAGUGAUUUAAAGUUAGAAACUAUGAAGUCUGAGACAGCUGACAAUUCUCAAAAACGAAAAUAGAAAAUACAAAUACUUUUAUUAUACUGCCAUAACAUGAAUGUUAUAUAUUGAAUGCAUACUACGUCAUAAAGAAAAUAAUUCAGUAGAAGAAUAAGCUUUCGCUUUUUUGUUUAAUGAAUCCAUUUUAGCAGCAUCUCUAAACCCAGUAUCAAGUAAUGCUAUGAAAUACAUAGGCCUUUGUUAGAAAUCUGAAUUUUCAAUGCAUUUGUCUUGAGGAAACCCUUUCGAAGCUAUGACAAUGUCCGUCUUAAGGAACAUUAAGACUUGGUACAAUAAAAAGUGUGUUUCUUUUGCGACGUGCUAGGAAAUUAUUGAUAAUGUGUGUUAUACCUCUGUGUAAACUGCUUAACAGUAACUAGAAGAGUUGACCAGAAUAGUCAGUAUACUCAGUCUAUACAACUGCCAUUAAUAUUUUAGACUGCCUCUGUGUAAACUGGUUAAAAGUAACCAGCAGAGGUGACCAGAUACCUCCUCGGUCUAUACAACUGCCAUUAAUAUUAUACUGCCUCUGUUUAAACUGGUUAACAGUAACCAGCAGAGUUGACCAGAUACCACCUCGGUCUAUACAACUGCCAUUAAUAUUGUAAACUGCCUCUGUGUAAACUGGUUAACAGUAACCAGCAGAGUUGACCAGAUACCACCUCGGUCUAUACAACUGCCAUUAAUAUUGUAAACUGCCUCUGUGUAAACUGGUUUACAGUAACCAGCAGAGGUGAACAGAUACCUCCUCAGUCUAUACAACUGCCAUUAAUAUUUAAGACUGCCUCUGUGUAAACCAGUUAACAGUAACCAGCAGAGUUGACCAGAUACCUCCUCAGUCUAUACAACUGCCAUUAAUAUUUUAGACUGCCUCUGUGUAAACCAGUUAACAGUAACCAGCAGAGUUGACCAGAUACCUCCUCAGUCUAUACAACUGCCAUUACUAUUUUAGACUGCCUCUGUGUAAACUGGUUAACAGUAACCAGCAGAGUUGACCAGAUACCUCCUCAGUCUAUACAACUGCCAUUAAUAUUUUAGACUGCCUCUGUGUAAACUGGUUAACAGUAACCAGCAGAGUUGACCAGAUACCUCCUCAGUCUAUACAACUGCCAUUAAUAUUUUAGACUGCCUCUGUGUAAACUGGUUAACAGUAACCAGCAGAGUUGACCAGAUACCUCCAUGAUAAAUAGUCAAUACACUCAGCCUAUACAACUGCCAUUAAUAUUUUAGAUUAUGUAAUCGACUUUCAGAUUGCAAGGUCAAAGAUCUGGAUAAUAUCUGCUUUUUCUUUGUUCUUUGUGGAAUAGUUUACCUAAAAAUAUCAGAAUCAUUGAGGUUUUGACACGUUCAGUUAAAAGUCAACGAAUAUUCAGUGGUUUACGGAUUAGUUUUAUGUUGUUUUAUUGUAUACUAACGAAUUUUCUGUCGGAAAUGUAGCACGCAUUUCACUGACGAGUACACAAUCCUGUAUUCAACUCCCAUCGGAUACGGAAAAUAUUCAGUGAUAGGACUGCUUACCUUCGCCGUGACGUCAGAAAUGAAAUCCAGGUCUGCAUAAUUUUUUCAAGAAAAUGCUGCCUUGUCUCAUUAUCAUUAUGUGAUAUAAAUUACCGUAUUAACUAGACAUUUAUGCGUUAUGAUAUGUAGAUCUUAUAAUAUAUUUUAUUUCAGACAACUAAUCAAAGUUUCACCCAAACACUUGUGAAACUUUAUAGGAGUUUCGAUAAACAUUAACACAAUUAUAUAGCAAUAUUUACCAAAUAUAUGUGAUCUCUGUUAAAUGUAUACAUGUUUAUAUAUUCAAUAUUUACUUUCUUUUUCAUAUAAAAAUUGAUUGUUGUUAUAUAUACAUUGUAUGUGUUUUUUUUAUUUCAAGUAGAUAUUCUUGAUUAAGGUAGUUCUGCACGUUUGAUAAACCGGAAGUAAUGGUGUAACGUCAUUGAUCGGGAAAACGUAGAAUAAAAUCUGGAUUCAGUGUACGGAAAUGAAAAUCGUUUUAUGAAUAAAUGGUGACCCGUGAUUAAAUUUAUUAAAAUGGCAAUGACCGAUAAUUGUAUUGAAAUGAUAUUAUUAUUCAACUAUAGAAUUCAUGCGAUAUAAUGUUCCUGUUUUGUAUAGUUUUUCUUUGAGCUGCACAAUGUUACGUGAAGCUUUUGGUUUGUAUAUGUGAUUUUAAAAGAACUACAUGUUGUAAGACCACUGCCUAUGAAUUUAGAAAUGUAUUGUUUGAUGGUUUGCUUUGAAUAAACAUUUACAUAAUGUU
This is a messenger RNA of Mercenaria mercenaria, 4088 nucleotides long. Its product is annotated as sodium-dependent glucose transporter 1-like. The record is from RefSeq and is a predicted model, not a curated record. The transcript is spliced from 3 exons. Gene Ontology annotation, biological process: transmembrane transport. Bases 197 to 1846 code for a protein of 549 amino acids. NCBI's taxonomy places the organism in Eukaryota, Metazoa, Mollusca, Bivalvia, Venerida, Veneridae.